CAAGAGGGGAUAGGGUGACUUUAUAAAUAGACAAGAGAACAGACCAAUCACGUUAGGCACUGGCGUCUCGAUUCUGGUGACGUUUACGCUGUCGCGGGAAACUCACGAGGAAGUAUCAGCACCAGUGAGUUGACCAAGAAACCUGUGGGAACUGCAUUUAUCAAUUAAUAACUGUUAUUUUCUAUAAACCAGAGGACCAUAACUGCUCAAAACAUUGAAGUUAUGGCGACAUCGUCCGUAUCGAAGGGCUGUUUUGUUUUCAAGCCAAGUUCUAAAAAGAAGAAGAAAACAGCAACAACUUUUGACGACCAUUUCGCUAAGAGUACUGAUGAUGGCGAGACUGCCUCAACACGACUGGACAUCUGUCAGAAACUUUGGGACAUGACAAAAUCUGAGACGGGGAUGUUGCAAGACGAGCUCAACAAAAAGAUCUUAGACAGCUUGCUGGACUUCAUCAAAAAGUGUGCCUCAAACUUCCAGUCACAAGCCAAUGACUGGGCAUCUCUCAUGAGGGCCAGUGAGAUUCCUACGGCUGCUUUGGUGCUAGGGGUGAACGUACCUGACCAUGACAUGACGUUCCAGAGUCUCUCCGAGCUCUUGCAGCAGUCUGUGACCCCAUUCGUGGUGUCUGUGCAAGCCAAAGAGUGUGCAGCUUUGAAGCACCUGAUGCAGAAGGUCCUGGAGAGGCUGAUGGGUGUGGAUGUCGCGAUGGAUGAUGAUGAGGAGGAAGAUGGAGGCCAGCGCAGUGCCCCGACCCACCAGAAGAGGGUGCACUGCUCCCUUGGUUCACUCUGCGAGUGGUACAAUUCAGUCACAAAGAAAUUGGUGGCAUCUCCAGGCAAGAAGCGUAGCUCCACUGCUAUGGAUAUGCCCUCCAAGCCACCCAUAGUAGUCAUCUUCAAAGACCUGGAAGCCUUCAGCCCUCGAGUACUGCAGGACUUCAUUGUCAUCUGCAGUCGCUAUGUCCAGAAGCUUCCGUUGAUGUUCGUUUUCGGCAUCGCCACGUCCCCCAGUACCAUCCAGCACAUGCUGCCCCACUCCGUCUCCUCCCUCCUCUGCAUCGAGCUCUUUCAGUCGCUCUCCUGCACACAACACCUGGCAACGGUCAUUGACAAGCUUGUCCUAAAUCCAGACUUUCCCUUCAAACUCACUGGCAAAGUGCUGCAGGUGCUGGUCAGCAUCUUCCUCUAUCAUGACUUCUCAGUUCGCAACUUUAUCAAAGGUUUUCAGCUGGCCCUGGUGGAGCACUUCCAUUCGCAGCCCCUCAGCGUGUUCUGCUGCUCCAAGAGAGAGGCACUGGCCCGUGCCCAGACGCUCAGCCAUGAGGACGUGGAGAAGGUCCGACAGCUGCCUUCAUUUAUGAGGUAUGUGGAAUCUCAGGAGCCACAGAAACAAGUGGAGCUGCUGACCAAUGACCAGUGUGUGAAGGAAGUGUGUCAGAGUUUGCUGAAAGGCCUCAGGAAGUAUCACAAGAACUACUACCCCAUCCUCAGAUGCCUGCACACCCUCACAUCCUCUCUGCCCAAGUACCCUCUGGGAAAACAGAUCAGAGAGCUGCACAUAUCUUGUUUGGAGAGGAAUGUUUGGGAAACUGAAGAGUACGACAAUGCAAUGCAGCUUCUCAAAAUGCUGGCCAAAGAUGAGCUUGUGGCCGUCUUACAGAAGUGUGUGGUGAUUCUGAGUUCCAGCCAGUCAAAGAAAAUGAAGGCAGCCCAUGAGCAGCUGCAGAACUACUUGGCGAAGUUUGAUCAGCUUGACAGUCUCUCAGCAGAGGAGCUCAUGCAAGAUGCUGCUGCAUCUCCAGAAAAAGACCUUCAAAAGAAGACGGAUCUUUACCAGCUUCAAAAGACUCUACUAGAAAUGAAGGAAACGAGGAGAACCAAAAAGAAGACUCCUUUUGAGGUGCUCCGGAAUCAAAUUCUUGAAUUUGUGGACAGUCUUGUAAAAUUAUACCUGGUUCCUCCUGAGACACAGCCACUGAGUGAGGUUUGCUACUACGGUGCCUCUGGAGUCCUAAGGAGACACCUGAACGCCACCCCUCGCACCUCCAUUCAAACUGCCCUCAGCAAUCCCUACUGCUACCUACAGAAUGAGGAUCUGAAGACAGAUGGCAGUGCUGUCUCUAACGCAGCUCCAGACAUCUGCAUUGUGUACAAACUCCAUCUUGAGUGUGGAAGGCUAAUCAACCUCUUUGACUGGUUGGAGGCAUACUCCACAGUUGUCAGUGCGGGCGAGGGCAAGGAUCCUGAGUCCAGCGAUUAUGGCAAGGUGGAUGAACUAAAGCACGCUCGAUUUAUCCAAGCUGUGUCAGAGCUGGAGUUCCUGGGAUUCGUCAAGUCCACAAAGCAAAAGGCAGAUCAUGUAGCACGACUCACUUGGGGAGGGUGCUGAUUUUUCACACGAGUGGAAAAAGCCUAGAUUCUAAAAUAAUGACAAGCGCUGUAUAAACAUCUGUAUUAAAAAGUUUUAUUGUUUACAUGUCAUCUAUGUAAGCAGGAAAAAUGAACAGGAUAAAGAUCAAAUAAAUAUGAGAUGGUAUUGUUUGA
Molecule: messenger RNA, 2546 nt
Organism: Engraulis encrasicolus (European anchovy)
Lineage: Eukaryota; Metazoa; Chordata; Actinopteri; Clupeiformes; Engraulidae
Gene: orc3
Product: origin recognition complex, subunit 3
Exons: 20
Coding region: 223-2391 (722 amino acids)
Biological process (GO): DNA replication initiation; DNA replication
Cellular component (GO): nuclear pre-replicative complex; nuclear origin of replication recognition complex; DNA replication preinitiation complex
Molecular function (GO): DNA replication origin binding
Source: RefSeq, a predicted model, not a curated record